GUGGCUAGUACAAUUUGUGUUGUGAGUUUCCUGAAUUACAAACUGCUGCACUAGCUUGAAGUUUUGGGAUGUAGCCAGCAAGCUAGUUGCACGCUUUUUGUAUAUAGUCUCAUUCUAGGGAGUACAUUGUGGUUAGACUUUAAAAUAUAUAUACUUAAAUCACGUGAACUUUAAGUCACGAAGUCUACCAAACGACUUCCAAGUGCUGAGAUAGAAAAGGUUAAUUGUUAGCUAGUAGCACAACAUUGCUUGCUUGCUAGAAAGUUUUGAAAAGUUGGGAAAGGUAGCAGAGCUAGCAACACCAAAAUGAGUUUGAACGAACACUCUUUACAAGCUCUAUCAUGGAGAAAGCUAUAUCUGAGCCGUGCCAAAUUGAAGGCUACAAGUCGGACAUCAGCUCUUUUGUCUGGUUUCGCAAUGGUGGCUAUGGUGGAGGUGCAAUUGGAGCCAGACCAUACAUAUCCCCCGGGCUUGCUGAUUGCCUUCAGCGCCUGCACUACCGUCCUUGUAGCAGUGCACCUCUUCGCUCUCAUGAUCAGCACCUGCAUCCUUCCAAACCUUGAAGCGGUGAGCAAUGUCCACAACUUGAACUCAGUGAAUGAGUCUCCCCAUGAGCGUAUGCACCACUACAUUGAGCUAGCCUGGGCGUUCUCCACUGUCAUCGGCACCUUGUUGUUCCUUACGGAGGUGGUUCUCUUGUGCUGGGUCAAGUUCUUGCCGCUCAGAGGUGGGAAGAUCAACGGUACCAUCAGCUCGGGUGAGGCAGCGGCCAUCGCCUCCACCUCCAUCAUGGUGCCUUUCGGUCUGGUGUUCAUUGUGUUUGCUGUGCACUUCUACCGCACACUGGUCAGUCACAAAACUGACCGGCAGAUCAAGGAGCUCGAGGAGCUGUCCAAUAUCACCCGCCUUCAGAAUCAACUGGACCACAGGGGAGAGUCAGACUGCCUGAGCCCUGUCGUCCAUUUCUAAUACUGAUCAGAAAUACAAGGUUUUACACUUUCAACUAUUUUGUGAAAUGUUUGAUGAUUUUCAUUCGCAUUUAUAUAAAUUUACCAAGUAAUGGUGUCAAUCUGUGUAUUGUAAUUCAGCACUUCACAUAAACCUAAAUACACCAAGAGGGCUUUUCAGUUACUCCGAGCUACAGUUUACAGAAUCAGUCAAAAAACACGAGAUUAUAUACUAUCACUGCCAAUUUCUUAUGACAUGUUAAAUCAUUUACAUUUUACAUUUUUGUAAUUUAGUAGACGCUGUUAUCCAGAGUGAUUUACAGUAAGUACAGGGGCAUUCCCCCCUAGGCAAGUAGGGUGAAGUGCCUUGCCCUAGGAUACGUCAUUUUGGCACAGCCUGGAAUCUAACUGGCAACCUUCAGAUUACUAGCCCGAUUCCCUAACCGCUCUGCCACCUGACUCCCAGAGAAUCAUUGUAUAGUCUCUCUAUCAGUGGAGUAAUGGUACAUGUACUCUUGUUAAUGCGUCAUAGCAGUGUUACAGUGAACAAGUUAUUGGCAUUAUUAAACAUUAACUUUGUGGAACCUACAUUACUGCCCAGUCAUGAGAAACUUAGAGAAAAAUGACUGAUCAUAUUAACCGAAUUGCUGAAAAUUGAUUUCUGUGAAUGUUGAUCUUUUGUGAAUUGUUUUUUUUUUUUAUGUAUUUUGUUACAAAGAAGCAGAUGUCUAACCAAAGAUGUUACAUGUUUUAAAAUACCAAACUUGGAUGAGCUCCUGAAUUUUGCAAGGAUUUUACUCUAAGCCAAUUAUUGUACCCCUUUACAAAGAAAGUUAAACAAAUUAUAAUAUUUCUGUAAUGAAUGCAUCGCUCUGUAUGCAUAGUAUGUACUGCUGUAAUACAACAAUGGUGUUACUUGUGGAUUGAAAAUGUUCAGGGUGCAGAGGUUUUGUUAAAAAACAACAACAAUAACAAAAAACACAAAAAUAAGUUUGUAUAUCUGUAAUGUCACAAGGGAUUAGGAUAACCAAGGCUGGGUACAGAAUUGUCUAAUACUGUAUGAAGACAUCUGGAGAUUCUUCUGAUAACCUUCAGCUAAAAGGAAUGUAGGCUAGUUGUGAAGGGUUGUCAAGGAUACAGUAGAAUGAAACUGUAUUGAGAAGUAUGAGAAAACAGUUUUUAAAGGGUGAACUGAUGACAGUAACUUUUAUACGUUUUGUUUUUGCAUGAUAAGGCUCACUCCAGUUAUAUAUGGUUCCUUUGUGGAUUUUUAGCUUUUUAAAUUGUCCUGUGGCACAUCUGAAAUUUCUUGUCACAUUAUGUGCAAUCUUCAGACUGUUUCAUGUGAAGUAACCUAUUCUAAGCAGAAUUACACUUCACACUUGAAAGGUUACUUCACAUGAUGUCUAUAUAUAUAGAGAGAGAGAGAGAAAGAGAGACUCAUACACUGUAUAUUUCUCUUCUCAGUUAGGUACAGAAAACCACUUUAGGAAAAAGACACGGCAUGGACCAUUGAAUGUGGGUUACUUUCAUGCUUUGCAGUCUUGGUCUGUGUAAUAGGCCUACAGUUUCAUUAAGGAUAUAUUUUGUGCUCUACAAAUAUGUAGUUAUGAACAUCACAGAGGAGAUUGGUUACAUACUCACAUGAACCAUAUGAACUGUUUAUUUAUUCUUAAAGAUUUUAUAUAAAGUAUAUCUACAUAUUUUCCUUUGUUUUAAACACAUGCAAGAGGCAAAUUAUGACUAAUAAAGGUUUUUAUGUUUCAAUUUGAA
Hypomesus transpacificus is the source of this 2720-nucleotide messenger RNA. RefSeq names its product ORAI calcium release-activated calcium modulator 1a (gene orai1a). NCBI's taxonomy places the organism in Eukaryota, Metazoa, Chordata, Actinopteri, Osmeriformes, Osmeridae. Gene Ontology annotation, cellular component: membrane. The record is from RefSeq and is a predicted model, not a curated record. Gene Ontology annotation, molecular function: store-operated calcium channel activity. The transcript is spliced from 2 exons. Gene Ontology annotation, biological process: store-operated calcium entry. Bases 307 to 969 code for a protein of 220 amino acids.